AUUCCUGAUAAUUAGCUACCCGCACUUGUCCGAGCUAUUCUCUCCACAACUCCAGAGUCCAAAUCAGACAAACAACACCCACGAGGGAUUGGUGCAGUGCAGCUACAAGGAGUAGAGAGAUCAAUGGAGGCCGUGAGUGCCUCCCACGGCGCAUUUGGUCCCCUGCUGUGGAAGCUCACCACCUUGCUUGCCGAUGAGUGUGCUCGGCUGAAAGGGGUCCGCCGUGAGAUCCGUUCCCUUAGGUCAGAGCUCGCCAGCAUGCAUGCUGCACUGAAGGAGUACAUGAAGCUAGAAGACCCAAAUGACCAAGUGAAGACAUGGAUAUCGCUGGUCAGGGAGUUAGCCUAUGAUACCGAGGAUGUCUUUGACAAGUUCAUCCACCAGCUUGGCAGCAGAAGCCUUCAUGGUGGCUUCAAGGAGUUCUUCCGCAAGACUGCUCGCCGUCUGAAGACACUUGGCUCUCGUCGCGGAAUCGCUGACCAAAUUGACGACCUGAAAGAUCGCAUCAAGCAAGUGAAAGAGCUCAAGGAUAGUUACAAGUUGAAUGAUGUUCCUUCGAGCACCACUAGCCAUACGACUGUGGAUCCUCGGCUGCAUGCGGUAUUUGCUGAGGGGGCACACCUUGUGGGCGUGGAUGGUCCAAGGGAUGAUCUUGCCAAGUGGAUGCUGGAAGAAGGAAACAACACAUCCAAACCUUGCAAGGUGUUGUCUAUUGUUGGUUUUGGUGGGCUGGGAAAAACAACACUGGCAAAUGAAGUCUAUCGCAAAAUCCAAGGGCAAUUUGAUUGUAAGGCUUUCAUAUCGGUCUCGCAAAAACUAGAUAUAAAGAAAAUUAUGAAGGAUGUGAUCUCUCAAGUGUCAUGCCAAGACGGAUCCACAAAAGAUACCACUGAUUGGGAUGAAAUGAAGUCCAUUUCAGAGCUAAGAGAAUUACUGCAAAAUAAAAGGUAUCUCAUCAUUAUUGAUGAUGUAUGGUGUGCACAAACAUGGAACACUAUCAAGUGUGCUUUCCCAGAAGAUAAUUGUUCUAGCAGAAUUAUAGCUACUACACGCAUCAUUGAGGUGGCAAAGUCAUGUUGUCCGGGUGGUCAUGACCGUGUGUAUGAAUUGGAAGCCCUAAGUGAUAUCCACUCCAGGAGAUUGUUUUUCAGAAGAUUAUUUGCCUCUAAGGAAGAUUUCCCUGAAAUGUUGAAAGAAGUUUCUAAUAAAAUCCUAAAGAAAUGUGGAGGCCUACCAUUGGCAAUUAUCAGUAUAUCUGGUUUGCUAGAAAACCGACCAGCCAUCAAGGAAGAGUGGGAGAAGGUUAAGAGGUCAAUUGGUUCUGCACUGGAGAAAACCAAGAGUCUAGAGGGUAUGAGCAACAUACUUUCUCUUAGCUACAAUGAUCUUGCACCUAAUCUCAAGACUUGCUUGUUGUAUCUAAGUUUGUUUCCCGAAGACCAUGUGAUUGACAGAAAUAAGUUAGUGAGGCGAUGGAUAGCAGAAGGCUUCAUUUCUGAAGAGCGUGGACAGAGCAAGAAAGAGGUCGCUGAGAAUUACUUCUAUGAGCUUAUCAACAAAAGUAUGGUCCAACCGGUGGACAUUGGAUAUGAUGGCAAGGUCCGUGCCUGCCGAGUCCAUGACAUGAUGCUAGAAAUUAUAAUUUCAAAAUCUGCUGAAGAUAAUUUUACCACUGUGGUAGGUGGAGGUCAAACGAGUUUGCCAAAUCAUCAAGGUUUUAUUCGACGGCUAUCAAUCCAGUACAUUGACAAGGAACUUGCAUCUGCACUAGCAAAUGUAGAUCUCAGCCAUGUUCGAACUUUGAUAGUAAUGUCAUCAUGUUGCGUCACACACUUGCCCAGUCUUGAUCGGUUUGAAGCUUUACGUGUUCUGGAUUUUGAAGGUUAUAAGGAUUUAGAGGACUAUGAGAUGAAAGACGUGGAAAAAUUAUUCCAGCUAAAGUACCUAAGCUUUAUGGACACAGGUAUAUCAAAGCUACCAUCAGGGAUCAUGAUGCUAGGUAAUCUAGAGACCCUAGAUCUUAGGAAUACAUAUGUGAAAGAGCUGCCUGCUGGAAUUACUCGGUUGACUACACUACGACACCUAACUGUAUUUCUGGAGAAGUUACCAAAUGGAAUUGGGGGCAUGAGGAACUUACAGUUGAUGCCAAAAUUUAUUAUAACCUCGCAAGAAACAGAUGUGUUGGAGGAUCUCGGGAACCUGACAAGUUUGGAGGAACUCCAUGUGGAUCUUUGUGAUAAAGUAUCUUGCAAGGACAAGAUAUGUCAAAAAGAGAUGUUCCUCUCCUCACUGUGCAAGCUUGGCAGCAGCAAACUCCGUUCUUUGAGAAUAGGAGCAUACAACAGGGGUUCCGUCGACUUCUUAGAUUCUUGGUCCCCUCUGCCAUCUUCUCUUCAAAGCUUUUGGGCGCCCAACCGCGAUUCGUUCACAAACAUUCCAAAGUGGAUUACACCUGCACUCACUAACCUUGCCGACCUCUGCAUCAGCUUAACUGAACUUACGGAAGAUGGGCUGCUUACACUUGGGCAGCUCCCAUCCUUACUCUGCCUCCAACUAUGGCUAUCAGAGAAGUUUGUUGGUACAGCCCAAGCCACUUCUUUCCCAAAUUUGAAGGUGCUUAACUUCACAGAAACAGAACGAGCAUAUGUUUCAUUCGUGAAAGGGUCUGCACCCAAGCUUGAGGUAAUUAGGAACAUGCCAUUCAGUGUGUCCGCGGCAAAAGCUGAUGGCUUCUAUUUAGGCAUUCAGCAUCUCCCACGUCUCGUAAGAGUUUACAUAGGGCUUGAUGAGGAAGACGCGACAUCUUCAGAAUGCAAUGCUGCAGUUGCUGCAAUCAGGAAAGAAGCAGGUAUCAAUCCCAAGCAUCCUGCAGUUAGUAUUUGGGGGGAACCAGAUGAGCAAGGAAGAUGGUGACCCCGAUGAGGAUUAAAAUGCUCCCAAACUGCAAGAGGAUAUUUGUUGAGCUGGCUUGCUUGCUUGGGAUGUCAUACCGAAGGAGGCAUCAAGCUAAUUAAUUAACAUUCCUUGCACUUCCAGUCGACAAGCUGAAAGCUGAAGCUGAAACAGAGACACCUCCGAAAAAGGGUGGUCUAGGGUCUCUCUCAACUGUGUUUGAUUGCCUCCAUUUCUUACUUCGAUGAUGCUACGUUUUGAGAUAAUAAAAUCGCCCUUUAUCGAGACAAGAUUCUUACUUCGAUGAUUCAAAUCUAAGGCUGGUGUUGUUAAUUCGCUUAUACUCCAUCCCCAGUAGCUUUAUGCAUUCGGUGGGACCUAAGAUCCAUUUGCUUUCAGGGUAAUUUGAUUUCUGUUUCCCUUUGUUCCGAAAUAAGUUUUGUUGAAUUACUGUGCUCUGAACAGAGCAGAUCCACCAUGGAACUCAUUCAUAUAUCUGCUACUAUAUGUUAUUGUUCGUCAGUUAUGUUCUGAAACAGCUGGGGACAAGAGCACGCUGUGAUACUCUUGAGUUUUGAGGUGAAGUAUCAUGGAACAAAAUUUUGAUGUGUAUGUAGUAAGUAGC
Molecule: messenger RNA, 3517 nt
Organism: Triticum aestivum (bread wheat)
Lineage: Eukaryota; Viridiplantae; Streptophyta; Magnoliopsida; Poales; Poaceae
Product: disease resistance protein Pik-2-like
Exons: 3
Coding region: 124-2913 (929 amino acids)
Biological process (GO): defense response to other organism
Molecular function (GO): ADP binding
Source: RefSeq, a predicted model, not a curated record